Messenger RNA from Paraglomus occultum, 2256 nucleotides. NCBI's taxonomy places the organism in Eukaryota, Fungi, Glomeromycota, Glomeromycetes, Paraglomerales, Paraglomeraceae. The record is from the annotation of a GenBank genome assembly.
AUGACCGAACCACACUCCCCUACUACACCGCUAACAUACUCUCAUUCAAGUGAUACAUUGCAUUCUACCACCGACACUACGGAGCGCCAAGAAUUCGGACAAGACCAUUCUCAAUUAGAGUAUCAACAACAAACACAACCGAGAUAUACUCAGAACUAUUCAGACAAUCCAAAUCAUCAACAACAAGUAUAUUAUUCCAAUACUUUCAACUCCUCACCCUCUAUUUUUCCAUCGGAUCAAAUUUACGAUGAAACUUCACCACUACUUCGACCUGCCUCUCACACACCGUCUCCCACUCGAUCGGUCGAAGGUCAUAACGUAUCCAAUUCUCCUCCGAUCUCUCCUGAAGCAACCAACGUUCGCCACCGAGACCAUGUCGUCCGAAUCAUCCAUCCAGAUAGUAAUUCUAAUCAUGACACAAACUCUUGUUGCGACGACACUGAUUCGGACGGAGGAACUAUAAUGGAAAAGGGGGCUAAAGAUGUGUGUUUCCCGAUGAUCACAGAGUCCAAAGAUAAGAAGGGCAUUGAUUUCGCAGUGUUGGAAGAGUACGUCAGGGAAGAAAACGAAAGGAGGCUCAGAGAGCAGAAAAUACGGAAAAGAAGACGGUGCGAGUCUGUUGGGCAUUUAUCUGAUAAUGGCCCCAGGAGUAUUCGUCAUCUACCGCAUAUACAUAGCAAAUGUGACGCAACUCUUCGCUUUACUUUCUACUCCACAGCAUGUAACACUGUCCAUGCGCACACUUUAGCUGAGAUUCCACCGCCGGGCAUGACGCUGACACAAUUAGUAAUGGCUGGAUGCUGGUGGAUCGAUAUAGUCAAUCCAACUGACGAUGAUAUGCAAUUGUUAGGACGGGCGUUUGGAAUUCAUCCACUUACGAUAGAAGAUAUUCAAACGGAGGAAACAAGAGAAAAGUGCGAACUGUUCAAAAACUAUUACUUUAUCUGCUUUAGAUAUUUUGAUGAAGACAAUUGUUCGCCUACUUACCUUCAGCCGUUGAGUAUGUUUAUGGUUGUGAUGAAAGACGGAAUACUGUCGUUCCAUCGUCGGCCAUCAUCACAUCCCGCAAAUGUACGGCGGCGUAUCAGGCAAUUGAAGGACUAUAUUACCGUCACUCCAGACUGGAUAAUCUAUGCCCUGAUAGAUGACAUUACAGAUUCUUUUGCGCCAAUAAUCGGCACCAUUGAAUACGAAGUAGACUCUAUUGAUGAGCUUGUUUUAAUUCUCAAGGAGGCCGAGCAAUCUGAUAUGUUAAGGAGAAUAGGGCAUUGUCGUAGAAAAGUAAUGGGAUUAUUACGACUGUUGGGGAACAAGCCAGACGUAAUGAAGGGUUUGGUUAAACGAUGUAACGAGCUUAGAUGGGAUGUGGUUAUCAGUAACGAGAUUUUGCUGUAUCUCGGAGAUAUCCAGGAUCAUAUCAUAACAAUGGUACAAAACCUCAACCAUUACGAGAAAAUUCUUUCGCGUUCACAUUCCAAUUAUCUUGCGCAAAUCUCUAUUGAAAUGACACAAGCGAACAAUCAGAUUAAUGACAUACUGUCUAGAUUAACGGCGCUCGGAACUAUACUCGUUCCAAUGAAUUUAGUAACUGGUUUAUGGGGAAUGAACGUUCCAGUGCCGGGACAAGAGUCGGCAGGAUUAACAUGGUUCUUUUCGAUAUUAAGCGGCAUUGUCAUAUUUUGUCUCUUGGGUGUAAUAGCUGCACAUCGAAUUAACAUCUGGAAAGUGUAUAAUAGGAUACCGAUAUACUUGUACAUAUUAUUUGUUCUGUUUGAGUUUUUUCCGCGAGUAUUUAUUGUUGCAAAGAUAUAUGACUAUGUACGAGAACCGUUACAUCCAGCAGUCGUAGUUGCAAUCCUUGUAGGUAAACUAGAAGCAUAUCUCCUCUGGGGAGAUCAUCUUCUCUCUCGCCAGCAGAUAGACAAUCUAGACAACUUUGGUACCAUGUCAACACUAGCAUAUUUCCUUUUUCUGCUAUGUGCGAUUUUCGCAAACCUCGAUAACCUACAGCAAGACGACAGUUUCAGUCAAAACGUUCAUCAGAAACUGAAUUUGUUGCAAACGAGUCUAGCAUGUACCGCUGUUUUUUGCGUUGCAAGAGCUGUAUGGAGAUGGAUAAGAUGGGUGCACAUCACUUUCUGUAGGUGCUGUUUCUUUUGCUGGUGUUGUUAUGAUGAAGUCAUUGAGGAUUGGGAAGAAGGAGGACGUGAGAAACCUGAUUAUAAAAAGGUAGAGAAUAAUCAGUCGUCUGUCUAA